AUGCCAGGAAUGGUCAGUAAAAACCCAGACCUCGAGUUCGACUCUUUGCAGCCCUGUUUCUACCCUGACGAAGAUGAUUUUUAUUUGUGCGGGCCGGACUCCGCUCCCCCCGGGGAGGACAUCUGGAAAAAGUUUGAGCUGCUGCCCACCCCUCCCCUGUCUCCCAGCCGGGCCGGGCUCCAGGAGCACCCCCCGGGGGGGGCCCCGGUGCCGUGGGGAGGGGCGGCCCUGGGGGGCUGUCGCCCCGCCGACCCCCUGGACUGGGCGUCCGAGCUGCUCCUGCUGCCCCCCGAGGCCGACCUGUGGGGCGGCUCGGACGGAGGGGACUUCUUCGAGACGGGCCUCGGCGUGACCAACAACCUCAACUCCAUCAUCAUCCAGGACUGCAUGUGGAGCGGCUUCUCCGCCCGGGAAGAUGAGGAGGAAGAGGAUGAAGAAGAAGAAAUAGAUGUUGUGACAGUGGAGAAAAGACGCUCCUCCUCCAACAAGGCUGUUACCACCCUUACUAUUACAGUGCGUCCUAAAAAUACCACUUUUCCGUCAGUCAGGACACAGCAGAAUGAACUGAUUUUAAAGCGUUGCGCACCAAUUCACCAGCAGCAUAAUUAUGCCGCUCCUUCUCCAUACAUGGAGAAUGAAGAUGCUCCACCACAGAAAAAGUUAAAAACCGAGGUGCCCCGUCCAGUAAAACCCACGAUCCAACCAAAGUCUAAGAGUUCAAGUCCUCGAAACUCUGAUUCAGAGGAUAGUGAACGUCGACGCAACCAUAAUAUCCUGGAGCGUCAACGGCGUAAUGAUCUACGGUCAAGUUUCCUCACGUUAAGGGACCAUGUUCCAGAACUGGUUAAAAAUGAGAAAGCUGCAAAAGUUGUGAUCUUGAAAAAAGCCACUGAAUAUGUUCAUUCCCUUCAGGCAGAGGAGCAGAAGUUAUUGCUAGAAAAGGAAAAAUUGCAAGCCAGGCAACAACAAUUGCUAAAGAAAAUAGAAUACAAGCGGACUUGCUAAACUUUGUUUUGUUUUGUUUUGUUUUGGCUGACCAGGACAGUCAUUGCCACUUUGCACAUUUUUGAUUCUUUAAAAAAAAUUGUGUUUUUUGACGUUAAGAAUGUUGGUUUUACUUUCAAUCCAGUCCCUGAAGUAAUCGACAAACUAUAUUAUCCGGGUACGGAGCAAAUGGAUGUUCUUGCAAGGAGUUUUUUGCAAGACUACCAAACAACAAUGGACUGCCUUUGUUUUUCUUCUUAAGAACUGUAGAUGGUGGGGAUUUUUUUUUUUUUAAUUGUUGUGAGCAUUUGGAGCUGCUGAUGACAUCUAGUUGAGUUUUAAAACGUUCAUUCCUAAGUUUUAUGGUGCUUAUGUUUUAACAGAUGUUACUUUAGGGGUUGGCAUUUUGUACCCCUGUGGGAAUUUUCUGUAAAUACCAUCUACACACUUGCCUUUUGUACAUGUCUUGGGUUAUGAGAGGUGGCUUUUGCUACCAGUAUUAGACUGGAAGUUCAUACCUAAGUACUGUAAUACCUCAAUGUUUGAGGAGCAUGUUUUUGUAUACAAAUAUAUUGUUAAUCUCUGUUAUGUACUGUACUAAUUCUUACAUUGCCUGUAUACUUUAGUAUGAUGCUGAUACAUAACUAAAUUUGAUACUUAUAUUUUCGUAUGAAAAUGAGUUGUGAAAGUUUUGAGUAGAUAUUACUUUAUCACUUUUUUGAACUAAGAAACUUUUGUAAAGAAAUUUACUAUAUAUGCCUUUUCCUAGCCUGUUUCUUCCAGUUAAUGUAUUUGUUAAUGUUUGGUGCAUAGAACUGGGUAACUGCAAAGUUCUGUGUUUCAUUUCUUCCAACGAUGUACAUUUAGUGCUGCGUCUUAUAGCACUUUGAAAUACCUCAUGUUUAUGAAAAUAAAUAGCAAUUACAUGAUGUG
Nipponia nippon (crested ibis) is the source of this 1917-nucleotide messenger RNA. Lineage: Eukaryota; Metazoa; Chordata; Aves; Pelecaniformes; Threskiornithidae. The record is from RefSeq and is a predicted model, not a curated record.